AAGCGAAUAUCUGAUGUCCUCUCUCACACGAGGACGUGUAGAGUGAACGUGUCAGUGGGAGAUUUUUACUGGGUGUCUUAUUCUUCACAGAUCUGAUCAUGUCUGCGCCGUGGGCGGCGCGCCAAGGGGAAGUGGGUGAUCUGGGCAGCAAGAGUAAAGACCAGCUCAUGGAGAUGCUGUCAAGACAAGAAAAGUUACUGUCUAAUAAGAGAUUUAUUCAGACCCUUCCAGAUAAGGGAAAUAAGAUUACCGGCUUUGUGGAGAAAGUACACCUUGCACUUGGACAUCUGGAGGAGGAGGAGAGAAAACAAGCACGUUUAAUCUCUAUCCGGAUGGAGUUUCAGAGUAAAUAUCAGCAUGCCCUAGCCAAGCGAAGCACAGAGACACAUUUAGACUCCAAUUUGGAUAUGAUUAUCCCAUCCCUCGACAGAAACAAAGCCAAUGUCAAUAUCGAUGCGGCUAACAUAAAAGAAAAUGGUGGUUUGUUGGGCCAAGCGGAGUCUUUGACAUCCCAGCCGGAGGAUGCUGAAACACUAGAAACAGCCGGUGGGAAUGCAGCAGCCUCACCGAUGAAAGAGCUUGUGGUGGCAUUUGAACAAGUAACUCUUGAUGAAAGUAACAAUGGCUCCAACCAAGACACCAUUAAAACCUUGCUUCCUAGUAAGCAACAGAAGAAACCACAUUACAUAGAAAUUCUGGAGAAGACAGAGAAAAGUGUGAAUAUGAGGAAGCACAGAUUCAAACCAAACCAGUUAGCUGUAAAAUCUGAGUCUCCAUCACCUAGUCAGGCCUCUGGCAGCCGCACACCACUUACUGCAGAGGCCAGAAGACAAAGAGACCUAAAACACCUGGAUGACAUCACUGCGGCUAGGUUUCCACCCCUGCACCACAGUCCUGCCCAGCUGCUGUCAUUAGAGGAGUCGGCUGACCUUCUGCAGGAGCAGACCAGAAAACACCUGGAGUUGCAGGCCAAACAAGCUGCCCAGAAGCUGGCAGAUGGUCUGAGUUUUAAGACGGAGAGUUACAAACCAGAAGGAGGCCCACUGACAGCCUACAGAGAGGAGCAUGAUGAUGGGGCCCAGCUUUCCUCAGAGGAGGACUGAUCGUGGGGCCCUAGAGGGAGGGCACUGGCUUGUUGAUGUGUUUGGCCCCAUGCCCUGGACCAGAUCUAGGCCUAGAGCCCAUGCUUCAGGACCCUGGAGAGAGGCUUCCAGCCUGAGGACAAGAGAAGGGCUCAUCAUGAACUGCAUGGACAAUGUCUUCGAUUCUGCCUUUGAAGAUAAAUAACUGCAGGUUGAAUCAAGUUGAGAGUUAUUGUGUGAAAACCAACCGUUUUUGCAUGUGGAAAUGUUUCUGUUCAACAGUAACAGAUUAUUUUGGCAAACUAAUGCCAAAAACCUGAAACCUCGGCAGGUCUACACCUGUUGUCUUGUAUAGAAUAAUAUAAUUACUUAUACUUAUCAGCCAUACGUUCAAGGGUGUAGUUCAUGUGCUAUUAUAAAGAUAUUAAUAGAAUAUUUUUGUAUGACCUUUCUUAAUGUUUAUUUAAUAAACCCUCUGA
Messenger RNA from Carassius carassius (crucian carp), 1561 nucleotides. RefSeq names its product DNA-directed RNA polymerase II subunit GRINL1A-like. Gene Ontology annotation, cellular component: nucleus; intracellular anatomical structure. Gene Ontology annotation, biological process: intracellular signal transduction; transcription elongation by RNA polymerase II. The record is from RefSeq and is a predicted model, not a curated record. The coding region runs from base 99 to 1103 and encodes 334 amino acids. NCBI's taxonomy places the organism in Eukaryota, Metazoa, Chordata, Actinopteri, Cypriniformes, Cyprinidae. The transcript has 4 exons. Gene Ontology annotation, molecular function: transcription elongation factor activity.